Molecule: messenger RNA, 4261 nt
Organism: Physella acuta
Lineage: Eukaryota; Metazoa; Mollusca; Gastropoda; Physidae
Product: protein arginine N-methyltransferase 9
Biological process (GO): peptidyl-arginine methylation, to asymmetrical-dimethyl arginine; chromatin remodeling
Cellular component (GO): nucleus
Molecular function (GO): histone methyltransferase activity; protein-arginine N-methyltransferase activity
Source: RefSeq, a predicted model, not a curated record
UACUCUUGAUUAUUAUUUGACUAUCAGCACUAUGGAAGACACCGAAACUGAUACAGAUUCAUGCUCUGAAGAAACGAGUAGCUCCUCAGGCGAGAAUGAAAUGCAACCAUCAUCAUGGACGUAUAUUUGCAAAUCCAUAAUUGAUCUAACUAACUCUGGAGAGUAUAUAGACGUUGAAACUGUAUGCAAAUCAGCAGAACAGGCAUUUUAUAAUGAAGAUCCAGUCAGUUCAUUGAAGCUUUUUUCGCUUGGUUUAAAACAGCACACUGACAAAAGAGAGAUGAACACGCCAAGACAUAGAAGUAGAAUGUGUUCAAAUAGCAUUCCAUUAGAAUUAGAUAUUUUGAACAAUGUUUGUCUGGCAAUAAAUCAGUGUGCUCUGUAUGUUGCGAAGGAUGAGACAAAGAAUGUGAAUUUAACAAUAACUAAGCAAAGUAUAAAGCAAGCCAUAGAGAGUAUUUUGAAUAGUUAUGAAAGACUAUCAGCUGUCACAACGCAGUUAUUAUGCAGUGCUGCAUCAUUAUUUUUCAGUUUGAAAAUUUUUGAAAAAAGUCUACUUUUGGCAACUAGGGCACUUCAUUCAGAACCGUCUUCAAUUUUAGCCCAAGAAACCUAUGAAAAUAUGUGCUGUCAUCUUGUUGAGAGAUGGCACUUUAUAAUGCUGAAUGACAAGUCAAGGAACCAAGCCUAUCAAAAAGCUCUGUGUAAUGAAAUUAGAAAAUUUAAUCAGAAGAUAGCAGUCUGUGAUGUUGGGUGUGGAACAGGGUUAUUAAGUCUAAUUGCUAGUCAAGAAAGUAACUGCAGUCAUGUAUUUGCCAUUGAAAAAUCAUCUAUUAUGUGUAAUGUAGCCAAUGAAGUGUUUAGAGCAAAUCUAGUUGAAGAUUGUAUCCACAAAGUGAAGGUUAUUAAUAAAAUGUCUACUGAAAUGCGGAUCCCAGUCCAUAUGCCACUUAAAGCAGAUAUCCUAGUUACAGAAACUUUCGAUGCAGGUCUUUUUGGUGAAGGCAUCUUACCUACUCUUUGUCAUGCAUGGUCCAAUUUAUUAAAGAAUGAGCAGGAAAAAGGAAUGGUAAUCCCAAGAAAAGCUACAUUGUAUUUGCAAGCCAUUGAAUCUGAUUAUAUUUGUAAUGAAAAUAGAUUUGCAGGACAAUUUUGUGACCUCAACCUUAGUGAUAUCAUCAUCUGCAGUACUAUCGGAAUGUGUGAUUCAGACCCCUACACGACACAUGAUCUCAAACAUUUGCCUGGAGGAUACAAAAGUUUAUCUCCCUGUAUACAAUUUAUGGAUGUAGAUUUCAACAAUCCUCAAGAUCUGCAUCAAUUAAACCAAGGAAUAACAAAACAACUGUGUGUGAAUAUAGUUGAGGACGGAAGACUAGAUGCUUUAGCCAUGUGGUUUUCCUUAGACCUGAGUGAUAAUGUUCAAAUCUCAACCCACACCAACUGUAAUGGCUGCUGGGAGCAGGCUAUCUUCUCUGUUCACACUCCCAAAGCUAUAGAAAAACUUGAAUCUAGAGAAGGUUCGAGGUUGAAUCUAAAUGUCUACAAGGGAGACAAUAUUAAUGUUGUUCAGUGUGUGAAGGGAGGGAAGCUUUGCAUGACUGUUAGUGAUGUAAUACAACUGACCAGCAAAGAAAGUCAGCCACCUAGUCUUAGUGAUGUCCCAAAGCUGUUUAGCAACCCUUUGGAUUGGUGUAGCCAACAAGUAUACUGCUUGAGUGACUGGGAAGUUAUUAACCUCAACAACAACAACUUGCACAAUCUAAUAUACAACUGUCUAAGGAAGAUUAUCUCCAAACCAAGGACAAUUACCUUAGAUUUUGUUCAUCUUAAUCAUGGAUUCUCUCCCAUGGUUUUAGCAGCCUCAAAACUAGGCUAUGAUCACUGCACAGCUAUUUCCCACAACCCCAUUCAUUUAUCACUGCUGAAAACACUCAUCACAGAGUGUUGCCUUCAAGACCAUAGCUUUACUUUAGUGGAAGAUCUUGAUGGCUUCAUUGAGAUGCUAGACAUCCCAGGGCAGGAUGACUCAGAACUUUCAUCUCAGCACCGCCCUGGGGAGGAACCAGAUGGGGGUCAAGCAGGCCAAGCAUCAGGCACAGGUCAAGAAUGUCCCACAGGAGAAAAAUCUUCCAAAGUGUCACCUGAAGCAGAGAAAACUGUUGUUUUCUUGUGUGAUGUUGUAGACUUUCAAGGACGGAUGGUGGAAAAUUUGUCUGACCAACUCAAAGUUGCCAAGUAUUGUAUGUCUAACUACGUGAAAAAGACAGUUCUACCAUACUGUGUAGAAGUCUUUGGUGUGUUGGUGGAAUCGGAAGAUUUACUUCGCCUCAGUCGUAUUCAAAAUGAUGACAACACACUUGGCUACAACAUUGCUAGUUUUUUUAACAAAUUCUCAUCAAGUAACUACCAAGGCAUCACUCUGAGCACUCUAACACACACAAAACUAUCCAAACCUUUCAAGAUGUUUACUUUGAAUCUCACUAGAAUGAUGGAUGGAUUGAAUGAAACUAAAGCUAUUCCUGAAGACAAUCAGGCAGGAUGUAGUGUGACCAGCAAGACAGAGCUAGAUGGGCCACUGGCCAAACAAGGUACACAUUGCAAGUCUGUUGGGCUGUCCUCUGAACAUGAGCAUGUUUUGGAUCAGAACUUUACACCUCUCUCAGAACUACCUGACACAAGUGGACACGAUGCCAACUCAAAUUUUGUGUCUGACAAACUUGUAACCCAAGAUAAAACUCAUGCCAAGAGGAUAUCUUCAGAAUUUGCAGUGGAGGGGAACUCUCUAGAAAAUGAAAAUGUUUUAGCAGAUGGUAUAAAACGAAGAAAAGUUAACCUGACAGACAGCCCUAGUAAAACAUCAAGCUCUGUAACUGAUGAUGAAACAGAAAUGGAACAACACAAACAAAUAAAGGUCUCUGUUGUCAACCCUGGCUGUGUGACUGCCCUUGUCUAUUGGUUUGAGCUUCAUAUCUCACCCACAGUGAGAGUUAACACCCUUGACAGCCAUCUGCACUGGCAACAGGCAGCAGUGAUGGCCAACAGGAAAUGGAGCGUUGACACAGGGGACAUAUUGGAUUUGAGUUGUAGAUUGGCUAAUUCUGCCAUCAAUUUCAACAUUAACAAAUAACUUGUCCUUUCAGUUAAGGCAUUCGCCUAAUUAUUUUUUAUGGUGGAGAAAUUAUUUUAAAAUGUCAUUCUUUAUUUUAUCAAUAAAUCUACCUUCAAUUAAAUAUUACUUGUCAUAUUGAACUACCAGGAAUACUACUGACAAACUUUACAACUUUAUUUCCAGCAUUAGAAAUUUGUGAUGAAAUCUUAUUUAUUAAGUGUUCAUGUAAUUUUUAAUAAUUGAAUUGCUGUUAAGAAAUUCUCUGUAAAUAGACUUUAAUUUCUACAAUUAGUCAUGUAAUAUAUGUAUAUAAUCACUUCAAAAGAGUCAUGUUUAUAUCCUAAUUGGUAAUUUCAGGUAAUCAAAAUAUACAAAAUUCUGUUUAAAUCUUGAUUGAAAUAUCAAACAUUGGUGAUAUUAACACUAGGGUGGGUGUGUUCAAAAAGACCAUGUGAUCAAUAGCCAGAUAGAUCUAGUUCUAUUUUUAAUAAAUUGUUAACUAGGACCUUACCCAGAGCCAGCAACAUUAUUCAUCCAUAUGAUCUUUUAAGUGAUCAAAUAUGUUCAUGUUAUUUCAUGUUGAAAGGUUUCAUUUUUAUUGAUCAAUCUCGGGUAAAAAAAAUUAUGAUAUAUAUCAUUGUUCUGGUUGUUGAAGCAUUUUUGCCAGUUAUCGCCAGUUUAUUAAAGCAUUUAAAAUAAUCUGACUUUCAGAAUUUUUACUUUAAGUAUUAAUCUGUUAAAUUAUUUAUUUCAUGCCAGUACAUAGUUUUGUUAUACAUUUAUUUACAAAUUAAUUAUUUUGGUUUGCAUUUGAUAAAAGAAAGCAAAUUUAUUUUAUUUUUUAUAAUUUUCAGUGCAUUUAAAAGUUUAUUAUUGUAAAGGUUUUUCUUUUUUAUUAUAUUUUCUACUUUUUACUAACAUAAAUUUUUAAAAUAAAGUAUUUAGUUGAUCUUUUAGUUGUUUUUUUUUGUAUUCUGUUCUUAGCAAUACGUACAAGACUAAAAAUAUGUGCUAUAAACUAUCAGUUCAUGAUAGCUAAAAGACAAUUAUCAGCUUCUUCUUAGCCCGCUUUUGUUGUCAGGCAUGUGAACCAUCCAUGACCCACAGUUCACAAACCCACAAUAACUGUCCGCUAAAUGGAAGCUUAUA